AUGCAGGAGACUUUGGAGGCCCUACUUUGUGGAAUCGGUUGUGCAAUGGGUAGAAUCAUUUCUCUUCUGGCGUUUUCAGCUGCCUUCAUAUUGCUUAAUGGAUAUGAAGCCUCAGUGUUUUACAGCAGCCAAGAAGCCAAUCGUGUCCUGAAGAUUCAAAAGCGCGCAAAUUCUUUCUUGGAAGAAUUAAAGGCAGGUUCCUUGGAAAGAGAAUGUUUAGAAGAACAGUGUGAUUUUGAAGAAGCUAGUGAAAUAUUUGAAACCAUGGAAAAAACUUUAACUUUCUGGGCAAAAUAUGUUGAUGGAGAUAUGUGUGUUUCCAGCCCAUGUUUGAAUGGACUCUGUAAGGAUGGCAUUGGGCGAUUUGACUGCAUAUGUAACAAAGGCUGGGAGGGACGAUUCUGCCAAAAUGAGGUCAUCUACACUAACUGCUCCAUUGCCAAUGGUGGCUGUGAACAUUUCUGCCAUGAGAGUGAAGGAAACAAUGGACAAUACCGUUACUGCAGCUGUGCUUUGGACUACCACCUGAUGGAUAAUUAUACUUCUUGUGAAGCUUCAGUGGAGUAUUCCUGUGGGAGAGUUGUGGAAUCCAAAUUCAAGGUUGCAAAAAUAAUUGGGGGUAGUCCUGGAAAAAGAGGAGACAGCCCUUGGCAAGUUAUGUUGGGCAAUAGUGCAGGAGAAUUUAAAUGUGGUGGUGUUCUCAUUCAUCCUGCUUGGGUAUUGACAGCUGCACAUUGUGUGUUUCGAGAAUCGAGAAUCAAACUGAUCCUUGGGAAAUAUCACCGACGGCGAAUAGAUGAAAGUGAGAUAACUAUCAUUGCUGACAAGAUAUUCUCUCAUGAAAAUUACUCUUCAGACACCUAUGAUAAUGAUAUUGCAAUCCUACAUCUAUCCCACCCAGUUAUUGUCAAUAAGUAUAUUAUACCCAUUUGCCUGCCUACCCAUAACCUGGUAAAUCAACAGUUGAUGACAGAAGGGAUUCAAACAAUAGUAACAGGCUGGGGAAGCCAGAGUGCGAAUAGUAAGAAGAAUUUCUCCUCUGUUCUCAAUUUUAUUGAAAUCCCUGUAGCAUCACGGAAUGACUGUAUCCAUUCUAUGUGGAAUUCUUUAACAGAUAACAUGUUCUGUGCAGGGAUACCAGGAGAUAUACGAGAUUCCUGUCAUGGAGACAGUGGUGGUCCUAUGGUUGUAAAAUUCAAGAACACCUGGUUCCUACUUGGAUUAGUAAGUUGGGGAGAAGGCUGUGGAGAUCCUAAUAAUUUUGGAAUCUACACUAAGAUCAGCUCAUAUCUUGACUGGAUCAGUCAGAAAAUGAAAUCAUAAAAUCAUUAUGCUAAUGAUCAAUAAAAA
Protobothrops mucrosquamatus (brown spotted pit viper) is the source of this 1350-nucleotide messenger RNA. RefSeq names its product vitamin K-dependent protein C. Bases 1 to 1323 code for a protein of 440 amino acids. Gene Ontology annotation, biological process: proteolysis; blood coagulation. The transcript is spliced from 9 exons. Gene Ontology annotation, molecular function: serine-type endopeptidase activity; calcium ion binding. The record is from RefSeq and is a predicted model, not a curated record. Gene Ontology annotation, cellular component: extracellular region. NCBI's taxonomy places the organism in Eukaryota, Metazoa, Chordata, Lepidosauria, Squamata, Viperidae.